Aspergillus oryzae RIB40 is the source of this 963-nucleotide messenger RNA. RefSeq names its product putative ABC bile acid transporter. Lineage: Eukaryota; Fungi; Ascomycota; Eurotiomycetes; Eurotiales; Aspergillaceae. The coding region runs from base 1 to 963 and encodes 320 amino acids. Gene Ontology annotation, biological process: transmembrane transport. The transcript has a single exon. Gene Ontology annotation, cellular component: fungal-type vacuole; fungal-type vacuole membrane. The record is from RefSeq and is a predicted model, not a curated record. Gene Ontology annotation, molecular function: ATP binding; ATP hydrolysis activity; ABC-type peptide transporter activity.
AUGAACUCUGUUGAACGAGUGAAAGAGUAUCUUGAGGUAGAGCAAGAGGCGGCGGCGGUUAUUUCCGAGUCAAGGCCGCCAGCCCACUGGCCUAGUGGCGGCGCUGUUGAAUUUACCAACUACACUACACGUUACCGACCGGACCUUGAUCCUGUUCUUCGCAACGUUUCCUUCACUGUGCAGCCGGGUGAAAAGGUCGGCAUCGUGGGCCGCACUGGCGCGGGCAAAAGCUCACUGGCCCUUGCUCUCUUCCGUGGCCUUGAAGCUGAGAAGGGACGUAUAGUCAUUGAUGAUGUAGAUAUCGGCUCUAUUGGGCUCCGCGACCUGCGAGAGUCUAUCACGAUUGUGCCUCAAGACCCGACUCUUUUCACAGGCACCAUCCGGAGCAACCUCGACCCAUUCAAUCUCUUCACGGAUGAGCAAAUAUUCACCGCGCUCCGUCGGGUUCACUUGAUCGGCUCUGGAACAUCAGGAACUGCAACUCCUGUGGUAAACAGCGCGGAACCCGUCGCGACAGCGAAUGGCACUGUCGUUCUUGAAAAUAAGAACAUCUUCCUCAACCUUGAGACACCGAUUUCGGAGUCUGGAUCUAAUUUGUCCCAAGGACAGAGGCAGCUUAUGUGUCUCGCCCGUGCGCUUCUUAAGGACCCCAAAGUACUGAUGAUGGAUGAAGCGACGGCUUCCAUUGACUAUAACACCGAUGCCAGAAUCCAGGAGACGCUACGUGAACUCCGGGACAGCACUAUCAUCACGAUUGCACACCGCUUGCAGACGAUCAUUGACUACGACAAGGUGCUGGUGCUCGAUCACGGCCGUGUGGUGGAGUACGACCAUCCGUGGACCCUUAUCAACCGGGAAGAUGGUGUUUUCCGAGGCAUGUGUGACAACAGUGGGAAUAUGGAGGUCCUUUUGGACGGUGCCAAGAAGGCCUGGGAACAUAAACGGCUUGUGGAUGACUCAUAG